GAGAUCGCAGUGAUCCUCUCUCUCUCUCAUCCGUCAUAGCUCGCCGGAGUCCUAUCGCCGACAAAAUCAUACAACCAUAAAAUCCGACUUAUUUUUGAGAGACUUUCUUCGUUGCCGGUAGAUGUGCCUUAUACGUCGAUGGCUUUCGGAAUACCGUCGGACCUGAUCCGGCAAGUCCAGACCUUGAUCCGGGAGGAAGUAGGUCUAUCCUCCUACGACCCUCUUGACCCUGCUCUCCCUACCGUUCCUUCUCUACGUGAAUCAAUCGCCAGUUUCGACCAAUCUGCACCGUCCCUCCGUUGUUACCAUUGCAAAGGCAACCUUCUCAGAGGACUGCAAUCGUCGAUUUGCGUAUACUGCGGAAAGUUCCAGCCCAAAGACGUUCUUCCUGAUCCCAUCAACUUCAAAUCGACGUGUGGCUAUAACUGGUUGCUUCAUUCAUUGGACUUAAAUGGAUCAGAGACUGUGAUCUCAUCCAUUGAAGAAAGUGAAUUGAGCAGAAGACGAACUUCUAAAAAAGAAGUUAUAUUAUCGGAUCUCUUGGAUCUUAAAAUAACAUUCUCUGCUGCAUCAAAUAAAGAUGAUAUCAGCCUUCCAGAAGAUGAGGCUUUACAGAAUAAACUUUCCUUAGAUGUCUCCGGAAACGAAUUUGACAACUUUUUUCCUGAAUCAAGACAGGAAAGUGGUUUUCAUGCAUUUGAAGAGCAUCAAGUGGAAGGAAAACAGGUUGGGAUAAUAGAAAAUAUUGAUCAAGUAAAUCUCCAAACUGAAAAGUUGGCGCAAUUUAAGAAGGAAGAGUCUUUUUCUGGCUGGGAAGCAGAUUUCCAGUUUGCUGAUUCUGGAAAUCAACACGAGACUUCAACAUCAUCUAUAUCUGAGCCACAGCUGAGUUCUCAAGCAGAUCUUUCUGCUCAUUUGGAUUCUGUUUUUGGAUCCAGUAAAGAACUAUACAAAGGAAAUUCAGCAACCGGUGAUUGGACUCAAGAUGAUUCAUGGAAUUAUGCAAAAGAUGCAUCAUCAAUGCACAUGAAGGAUGAAGGGAAAGUUAACACAGCCAUUCAAAGUGGAGACGGUAGUAUUGUAGACUGGUUUACAAAUGAGCAACAACAAGCUGGAACCAUUAAUGAACCAGAGAAUACAUGGGGUGAUUUUGCAGACUUCACAAGUACACAGUACAAAAGAACUGGUGAUCAGAUUGAUGUGGUAGCAGCAGCCCAGCAGGAAAGCGAGAGAGAUUUUGUUGAUUCAAUCAAUGGCUGGAGUGAUUUUGCGGCUGAACAGAAAGAAGAAAUCAAUUUUGUGAGAACAGAUAAUGCCCAAGGAGUUUUUGGUCCAGGAUCAUCAAACACACAAUUUCCACAUACCGAAAAGGACAUUUAUUCCAACACAGUUAACACCACCACCACUACCGCCGGAGAACAAGAAGAUGGCUCCCUUGAUGAUAUGUGGGAUGAUUUUACAAGCUCAACUGUUAUUGACCAACCGAGUGGCGAUCAUAUUGCUGGGUUUCCCGAGCAAAGAGAUGAAAUUAAUUCUGUCAGAACUAUCAACAAUCAAGAGAUGAGUUUUGAUAUUUUCUCUGCUUCAGACAGGUCAAAUGCUGUAGAUUUUGGAGUUGUUGAAAACAAGAAUAGUAAGGAAGAAGAUGAAAUUGAAGAUGUUAACAACCUAUCCAAAAGCCGUGAAGUUGACAUAGGAGCAUCUUUAAUGUCACAAAUGCACGAUCUUUCGUUCAUGCUCAAGGACGAGCUUUCAAUUCCCUAAGUCAUUUUUUUUCCUUUUUUGGAUGAAUUAAAAAAAAAACUGUUGUACUUUGAAAUCCUGUUUUCAUAUCACAUUAAACGGUUGGUGGGUUUAUGGGAGAGGUUCAUUAUGAUUUGUUACAGUUUAAUUCAUUUGGUGGUCUAUCUGUA
Molecule: messenger RNA, 1913 nt
Organism: Impatiens glandulifera
Lineage: Eukaryota; Viridiplantae; Streptophyta; Magnoliopsida; Ericales; Balsaminaceae
Exons: 3
Coding region: 139-1764 (541 amino acids)
Source: RefSeq, a predicted model, not a curated record